ACUAAACGAAACGCUUUAUCAUGGACGCGAUUUAAUUAGCUUUAUUUUAUUUAAUAUCAGUCUAAGCAUCAGUAUUGGAAUGCGACUGGUAAACCGGAACCGUGUGCAGUAACCAUCAUCGCAUCAGCAGGUCCUCACGUUCAGUCAUGUUUCUUCUGCACCCGCUUCUGCAGAUAUCUGUGCUGCUGGAUCCGACACUGUGGCUGCCCAUCUCUGCUAGCCCUACCGACGACAACGUACUGCGAGCUGGACACGGAGAUCACGGAGAGCCGGGACACGAAGAAACCCAUAAAGAUUCGUACAGCACGUUCGCCUCGGAAUUCCUCGAGUCUAGAUAUCUAUCAGAUGAAGGUUACCCAUUCCCAACUGCACCCCCCGUGGACCCAUUUGCUCGCAUCAAAGUUAGCGACUGUGGAAUAACCAAAGGAUGCAUCAGAUACGGAAAACCAGGCUGUGAUGCAGAAACCUGCGACUAUUUCCUGAGUUACCGGCGCAUUGGGACAGACGUGGAAUUUGAAAUGAGUGCUGACACUGAUGGCUGGGUCGCUGUUGGUUUCUCCUCUGACAAAAAAAUGGGUGGUGAUGACGUCAUGGGUUGUGUUCACGAUGAUAAUGGACGUGUACGGAUCCAUCAUUUCUAUAACGUGGGCCAGUGGGCCAAAGAGAUCAAACGCAACCCAGCACGGGACGAGGAGGGCGUCUUUGAAAACAACCGCGUCACGUGUCGCUUCAAACGUCCUCUUCAUGUUGCGCGAGAGGAAACGCUGGUUGACCUGCAUCUUAGUUGGUACUAUCUGUUUGCCUGGGGACCUGCCAUACAAGGUUCCAUCACAAGGCAUGACAUUGACUCACCACCGGUAUCAGAUCGCAUGAUUAGCAUCUAUAAAUACGAGGACAUUUUCAUGCCUGCCACAGCCUAUCAGACGUUCUCCUCCCCAUUUUGCCUCCUCCUCAUCGUUGCUCUUACCUUCUAUCUGCUGAUGGGCACACCAUAACCACAACAACCAGUGACGUCAUCAAGAAAAUGAUCACAACUGUGGAGCCACUAAUAGCACAAUGGAGUGCCAACUUGAACAGUAUUAGAAACAGGCAGCAAUGAACAGGAAGACUAUGAGCAUUGAGAUUAUAGAACAUUGUUAUGUACGCUACAAUCGCUAUGGAUUGAUAUUUAGUCAUUUACGGUAAUGUUAUAUAUUUUGAUUCUUAUUCACAAGAAAGCAAGAGUCAGCAGUAUGCUUCAAUACAUUUCGUUUUUAUAAGAAUUGAGAAAUGAAUGAAUGGUACGUUAUGCAAUGGUAGACUCUGCUGCUUAUGGUGUUUAAAACAAUCUGAGCCAAACCAUAAUAUUCAGUAUGCUUACAGUGUCUGUUGUAGCCUGUUUUCCAGUAUUAUUCAAAGUAUUUAAUUGUUCACAUUACUGUAACGUCAAGGCUCUGAAUUUCUGAACAUUUCACUGAUUAUUAAUGACUGUGACUUUUGAGACUGCUACAGUACAUAACCAACCUGCAGCUCAAUAGCACAAACACGCACAUAGUUUUUCAAUAGAACACCACAGCCUUCCAUUUAGAGUGUAUUUAUCCCAGCAUUGCCAGCUCAGUAUUCAUUGAUGCACGCCAGCAGACCAGCCUCAUAUGAGCCAAGACGGUUUAGACCAGUGUUUCCUUCCACUUGAAGAAAAUCAGUGCAGGAGUCACCUGGUCUGCAUACCAAGGAAUAAAAUACUUCGUCAACAAGGACUUCAUAUCAUUGCAAAACUCCAUUUAGACCCUUAUAUAAUCCUUCAGCACUCUGAAAUGCACACAGUAGUUUUAUAGACAUGAGAAAGCAAUUCCUUUUGAUGUAUGCUGGCCAGAGAUAAUCAUGUCAUGUAACACUCUUUGUGAAUGCAGACAUUGCUACCACAAGAAAAAUGUUUGUAAAGCCAUUAAUGAUAUAUUUUUAUUAUUAUGGAAGUAUUAGAGGUUAUGCAUUAACAAGGGUGCAUAAUGAAAAGUGAGCCAUGUAUAUUUCAAAAAAUGAUAUAAGCUAUUCCUACAUUAACAUCUUAUAAACAUUCUGAGUAUGUGAAAUCUUAACCAAAUUGGAAGCAAAGAUGCCUGUGUUGUAUGAUCCUAAAUGGUGGUCCUGAACACCAAAACAAACUUGAAACCCUGGAAAUUAACCAUGGUUUUACUAGAGUAAAAGUGUAGAAAAUACAUGGUUUUAUAAGUAAAAGAUGCUAAGCUAGACCAUGGUUAAUUUUCACACUGUGGUUUGUAUAAAGCUGAAUAAAAUACGAAUUAAAUCUCA
Molecule: messenger RNA, 2289 nt
Organism: Triplophysa dalaica
Lineage: Eukaryota; Metazoa; Chordata; Actinopteri; Cypriniformes; Nemacheilidae
Product: DOMON domain-containing protein FRRS1L
Exons: 5
Coding region: 147-995 (282 amino acids)
Biological process (GO): regulation of glutamate receptor signaling pathway
Source: RefSeq, a predicted model, not a curated record